Molecule: messenger RNA, 3861 nt
Organism: Postia placenta MAD-698-R-SB12
Lineage: Eukaryota; Fungi; Basidiomycota; Agaricomycetes; Polyporales; Adustoporiaceae
Exons: 10
Coding region: 1-3861 (1286 amino acids)
Biological process (GO): sister chromatid cohesion
Cellular component (GO): nucleus; cohesin complex; chromatin
Molecular function (GO): chromatin binding
Source: RefSeq, a predicted model, not a curated record
AUGAACCCAGCUGCUGCCCUUCAAUCUACUGCUGAGGAUUUCCUUGAAUCCCUCUCGCAAACUCCAGGAGCAAGUCUCGCCGAAUUAACCAAUUGCAUCCUACGUGCGUGUGGGUGCAACGAAUCAGUCAAUGCAGACGAAGCUGUAGACUACGAUGGUGUGGUUGAUGCUCUCGACAACUUUACCGAAGGGCUCAAGAAGGACGAUUCUCCUGUAUACCCCCUGACCUCCAAACUCCCCGUCUUCAAGCGAUUCCGCAAUUCGCUCUCGGAAUUCCUCGAGCGACUAAUUGCGUCCUCCGCCGACUUAGGCUCGUUAUACACUUCCGACCUUAUGCCAACACUCCAGACAUGGGUUGUCGCUAUGUCAUCCUCACAAUUACGUAGCUUUCGGCAUACUGCAACAGUUAUCGCGCUCGAAAUCGAAACUGCUCUCUGCGAUGUGGCGGCUGCUGUGGAAAAGGAGGCUGAGAUCGUGAGUCGACAACGCGAGGGCGAACGUAAACGCAAAGCCGCAGCGAAUAAGGGCAAGGGCGGCACUGCUCGCGAGAAGGAGCUCGAAGGCAAAGCCGCCGAAGUCCGGGAACGGCGAGCGAAACUGACCGAGUUUCUUAAGGAGUUUGUCGAUGGUGUAUUCGUUCACCGCUAUCGAGAUCUCGACGCAAGUAUACGCGCCGAGUGCGUGCGCGCUAUGGGGCUAUGGUUCGCAAAGUAUUCCUCACGUUUCCUAGAUGGGACAUAUCUUCGCUAUGUUGGCUGGGUUCUCUCUGACGCGCAAACACCCGUGCGCCUAGAGGCUGUGAAAGCUCUCGCUCUCGCAUACGCGCAGACAGCAUACAUCGGGGCGGCUGCGCUGCAAAACUUCACGGAUCGGUUCAAGCCCCGUUUGGUCGAGAUGGCGGUGGGCGACACAGAGCUGUCUGUGCGCGUUGCAGUCGUCCAGGUAUUGCAGGCAAUCGACAGUCAUGGUCUGCUGGAGGAUGAACAGCGCGAGAAACUCUGCCUCCUUGUGUUCGACGAAGAGGCUCGUGUGCGCAAGGCAGUCAGUGGCUUCGUGCGCGGAGUCUGGGAGGAAUCAGUUGAGGAGCGACUGGUGGGCAAAAAGCCGAGCGCGCGGGACAGACAGCGCGCAGAAAUCAAGGCUCUUGGGAUGCUACUUGUGAGAUGGGGUCGUGCUUUGGACAAGACUGCAGGUGAUAUAGACACCGAAGAUGAUGAAGAAAACAACCUGGGCGAGGGUUCUUCUAAGCAAGCGAAGGCGCGAGUAGCUUCACUCGUCGGUGCUGGUCAAAAGGGCCGCAUCGCGCUCGCAGUGGAAGCACUCUGGGACGAGGUAGAGCCUGUGACUGACUGGGAAACGCUGUUAGACAUUCUGCUACUUGAUCACUCAGCUGCCGGGGAGGAGUCAUCCUCUACAGGUCGUGGCUCAACUGGGAGAGACUCGGUGGAUGAAGCAUGGAGGCUAGAGGAAGUGGAGGAAGCUGUCUUACUCGAGAUGCUCAUUGCCGCCAUCCGCAAGGCGAAGGCGGAUGUUGCAGGGGCAAAAAAGGGCGAAGACGAAACGCUAGCAUCGGAUAUCACGCGGUCUUUGAUCAAAGCUCUUCCUAGGUUGUUCGUCAAGCAUCAAACCGACGAGAACAGGAUGUCCGAUGUGUUGAUAAUUCCUCAGCUGAUGAAUGUGGAUCUAUAUCUUGAAAUGAGAAUGAUGACAGCUUAUGCCGGCCUUUGGGAGGAUGUGACGAAACAGUUUCUAUCUCAUUCGUCCCCGAUCGUUCUCACGAACGCUGUUGCCACUAUCCGGCACUUGAUGGACGCGACGAGCCUCUCGAACACUAAUAGUACGAAAAUCUUGGAGCUGGAGGAUGAGCUUUCCACUUCUCUACGGGAUGCCAUUGCCGGGUGUGAAGAGAUCGAGAUUGCGUCGUUCAACGAGGAUGAGGUGCUAUCCCUUACCGCUAUCUGUGCUCGUUUGGCUGCGCUCGUUGGUAUUCGAGACAUGACCGCGUGGAUGGAAGAGGACGAAGGCGGGAAGCAGAGCAGUGCGUGGGACAUCAUCAGUGCACUGGCCGAGCGUGGAAGACUUGGGUACAGAGAGGAAGAGAUGAUGGUCGAUCGAGCAUUGCAUGUGCUCACUCUUCACAUUAUCUGGAAGGCGCGGGGAUUGACAGCCGCUGAUGCUGAACUCUCUCCGGAGGAACAGCGUUUCAAAGAGAAGCUUCGCGAACAGCGAGAAUCACUUCUUGAGAAGCUACUCGAGUUCGCGGUAGGAACUCAGUCCAACACUGCAGAAGGUGUCCGUAGAGCGGCUUUCCAGAACCUGAUGAACUUACAUAUUCUCUUCUGUCCAAGUCAGUCCGUCGCUCCGGAUGGGUCUCGGCUUCCAACUGCGGCAUUGCCUCUUUCGCUUGAUGAUGAGGUGCAGUAUAGAUGCGCUGGCUUCAUUCAGGCUGAAAUAGAACGAUACGCCGAGGAAUUGGAAGAUGCUUUACCGGCGGCUGAAAGAGGGAGCGAAGAUGAAGAACAGAGCGGCGACAGCCAAUCUGAAGAAGAACGACCAACGAAAGGCGGCAAGACUACUGCCGGUACUGGCAAGGGCAAGCGUUCUGCCAGAAAGCGUCCCUCAGGUAGCUUGUCAUCUCUUGAUGUCCGGCUUCGUACUUAUCUCGCCUUAGACGGCCGUCCUGCCUCCCGCUCGCAAUUGGAGAAGGAAUAUAUUUUCAUGGGCGUCGUCACAACGUUCUUGCGUGCUAUCCGCGCUGGAGUCAUUCACUUCCGCCAUUCUACCUCAUUACUUGCGCAUUACGGUAGAUUGGGUCCUGCGUUCGAUCUCUGCGCAAAAGUUGUCGUUGAUAUCCUCCGCGAGGAGGGUAUGUACAACGACAAUGGCAGUGCGGUAACUGAGGUCAUUUGUCAAGCACUUCGUGAUUCAAUUACUCUCUUCCUUGAUGGCGUCGUACAAACGGAAGAGCAUGCGCUGGCCCUAGGAAGAUCCCUCGCAUCAUGUCUCAUGAUUCGUGGCGCACAGUUGGCUGUACUGCGGAAGUUAGACGCUCAAUAUGUCGUCGCCAUCCAUACGAAUUCGCUCUCAUGGGUCGUCAAGCGCCUGGUGGCAUACGAAAAUGCCAAAAACAAGCGAGCGCGCACACGAAGCAUACUGUUCUUCAGAGCUUUGAUACCCCUCCUUUCGACAGUCGAUAAUCGAGAUGCCCUUCACAUAAAAGCGCAUCUCGACCAGCUGCUAGCACAGAACAAGUUACAGGUUUCUGCCACCUCAAGGCAAUGGGAGUCUUACCGCGCGUACGAGAAGCGACUGUCUGGCGCCAAGGACAAAGGGUCGAAGCCGAAAGGGGCCCGCAAGAAGGGGGUAAGGGGUACGGAAGGGCUCUCUACAGAUGAAGAAGGCAACGAGUCAGAUCGCGUCAGCGAGGAGGAAGCUGCUUCCCAGCCGACACGUCCGAAACCAAGACCUAAACGUCGAAGCGCCAGAGUUGCUGGACGCAAUGCAGGCACCGAUGCCGAAACCACAGACGGAGACGCGCCGCCCCCAGCGCCGGAGCCCACGACCCCAAAGGCGCGACCAAGACGUCAGGCGACUUAUCGCAAGAAAUCACCUUCCCAAUUAUCGCUCAGCCCAUUGUCGGCAUCUCCUGCUCCAAUCGAGUCCGAUGUAGAGAUGUCUCACCAGCUUCAAACGCCUAUGGCCUCCCGCAAACGUGGUCGUUCUGAGGAUGACGGCGAGUCUACCCAAGCCUCAGUGCCACAGACGCCUCACAACGAGAGCCGCGAGGUAUCACCAGCGCCCGCGACCCAGAUGACGGAGGCCAACGAGCUACAAAUACGAAGGAAACGCGUGCGCCAUUAA